AUGGUACGGGAAGUAGCAGCAAUUCCGUACACAGGUUCUAUAUAUAUUAGGUCUAGGCACCCUCCGUUGUUUGCUGCAAUUUUACGUAGACUUCAGUCUCGAUCUAGUGACGGAAGCUUAUGCGGAACCCUAAGUGCUCCAGUCGGAUGGGGCUCACGUGCCGGUAGCACUGCUACGAUAGACACAAUUGGAACAAAGUUGAGACACGAAGAUAGCACUGUUACAUAUGCAAGUAGUGCAGAAUUAGCCGCAGACGACUCUGGAUCAAUAUAUAAUGGGGAUGAGAAUCAUAAGAUUUGGGGUGGAUCUGUAGACAGAUUAAAUGACUUAGAUGCAGAUAUAUAUAGUGGAGGAUCAACACUAGGUAGACCUGCCAGAGUGAGGCAAAUAUCUGAACCAGCACCGCCACCUCCUCCGCCUCUUACUAAGGAAUCUAAAGACCAAAAUCGUAAAAAGAAACGGUCGAGACCAGCACCAGGUCAACAGCAACUUAUGCGAGCACCACCUAUGAUGGUAUAUCACGCAGCGCCAAUUCCACGACAAUUCCACACGUUUUCGCAUCGAAGUCGGCCUCCUCCUAUUAUGUUACCCCCUCAGCAAUUCAUGCAUUCCCAACCUCAAUUUCCUCAACAAAUGCAGCGUUAUCCACAAUAUGCUACUUUACAAGCACCGAAAAUGGCCCGAAAGAAGCAGCGCCAUAGCAAAAAUGCUGCAAAUAUUCCUGUCCCGAUGACACCAAUGAUGGCUCCAAUGUUUGUUUAUCCUCCUACAUUAGAGCGACCACUGGCGACCAUUUCAAGAAAAUUAUCUCUGUCUCAAGCUGAGGGCCUUGACAGGCUAGGUCAGGAAAAUGGAACGUCGGGUGGCGGCGAUUCUCCUAACGGUACUGGUAUUUACCGUCGUAAAGGACAUUUAAACGAGCGCGCCUUUAGUUAUUCAAUACGACAGGAACACCGAAGCAGAAGUCACGGAAGCCUGGCAUCAUUACAAUUUUCACCUCAACCUUCAAAGAUGCCUCAACAACAGGAAACCAGGGAAGAUGCUAAAAAGGAAAGAGAAAUCAUGCAAAUGGUAGCGGGCUUAGAUCUGAACGACGGUACGGAAACAUCACACCUGAUGAAUGGCUCAACAGCAAUUACAUAUAAUGGACGAGGACCACCGCCUCCGCCUUUGGCAUCACUAGGCAUAUAUGGAAAGGCAAGAAGAUAA
Molecule: messenger RNA, 1209 nt
Organism: Ctenocephalides felis (cat flea)
Lineage: Eukaryota; Metazoa; Arthropoda; Insecta; Siphonaptera; Pulicidae
Exons: 2
Coding region: 1-1209 (402 amino acids)
Source: RefSeq, a predicted model, not a curated record